CACAUUUUCUGUCCUGAGACCCUUAGGGGAGCACCAUGAAAGAACACAGACUCCAGUGGGCAUCACUCAGGCAGACCAUCACAGCUGGAGUGUUGAUCCACCUAACACUCGAGAACACACUUUAUCAGUUCUAAGUCCCUUGGGGAACCAACAAGAAAGAACACCAAAUGUAACAAGUGCAACUUAUCAACCUACUCCACCUUUCUCCGCUCCAGUGGGCAUCACUCAGGCAGACCAUCACAGCUGGAGUGUUGAUCCACCUAACACUCGAGAACGCCCUUUAUCUGUUCUAAGUCCCUUGGGGAACCAACAAGAAAGAAUACCAAGUACUUCUGGCAUGAGUCCGGCACCAUUUCAAUGUACAACUGUUGAAAGGGCAAUUCUGGAAACAAUAGAGAAAAUGGACAUGAAGAUCAACCAUUUGACUUCACUGGUCCAGUCUCUAUUGGGAAACAGGCGCGUUGUACCCCAAAUGCAAAUGGAUGAAGAGGAGGAAGGUGGUGUCUUUCCUUUAGCAUCCAUUGCAGACCUAGACAGGCUAGAACAAAGCCUAGCAGACAAAGGGUUUAUGCAGAGAAUGGUGAACAGACUAUCAAUCAGCGGUGGGCCAAAUAUGAAGAAGACAGUAUGGAGAAUUUGCUCCAAGGUGUUCACCAGUAAUGUUGCCCGGCAACUGAAUUGGUGUGGGAGGGGAGACAAAAGAGGAAUCCGUAAGACAAAUAUUGGUGCCCUCUUAAUAGCCUCAGCUAUGAGGAAUCCGGUCCUUUUGUCCCCAACUGAAGCGGACGCAGAAAAAAUCAUCAAAGAUUUCCUACGCUUGGCCCCAGGGAGGGUGUAAUUGUUGUUUUAUAUGUUUUGAAGUCAUGUUUGUUAUGACAAAAGUGUAGUGUUGUUUACAUUUAAUAUUAUAUUAAUAUGGUGUUCAAGUUAAAAUAGUUUCUUUACCUAUUAUUAAAAUAGGCAAAUGCAUGUAUUAUUUUAAGUUAAGAAUAGUGUGGUUUACUUCCUGAUGAACAUGUUCUGUAAUUGUAACAUGCAUAUGGAAAUAUUUUGUGCAAUAAUUUGUAGAUAGACAGUGCAACAUUGUUUUAUAAAAAUAAUUGUGUUAAUGGGAGAGGAAAAUUAAAAUACAAUCAUGCCUGCAGUGCAAUCAGACAUCUUACAGGCAUAUAAACGUCUUAUUGACAUCUUUAAAAAGAUCAGCUUGGCAUUGUUCUAAAUAACUAACAACACCAUCAUAAAAAAGCACACAAUGUGUUUAAAGAGCGUUUCAGUAGCUAAAUGUAUAAGUCAAAGCCUGCAGUGCAUCCCUCUAAACGCUCUAUAAAGCGGACACCUGUUUGCUGUCCAACUAAACUAAAACAAUGUUAAUUACAUAAACAUUGAAUAUCUUUAGUAAGGGAGGCCUUUGUGUGCAUAACAAAG
Molecule: messenger RNA, 1425 nt
Organism: Paramisgurnus dabryanus
Lineage: Eukaryota; Metazoa; Chordata; Actinopteri; Cypriniformes; Cobitidae
Source: RefSeq, a predicted model, not a curated record